Messenger RNA from Cucurbitaria berberidis CBS 394.84, 2460 nucleotides. RefSeq lists its product as uncharacterized. Gene Ontology annotation, cellular component: extrinsic component of intraperoxisomal membrane. Gene Ontology annotation, biological process: peroxisome inheritance. The record is from RefSeq and is a predicted model, not a curated record. NCBI's taxonomy places the organism in Eukaryota, Fungi, Ascomycota, Dothideomycetes, Pleosporales, Cucurbitariaceae. The transcript has 2 exons. The coding region runs from base 275 to 2041 and encodes 588 amino acids.
CAUUGCUGUAGCCGCCCACAGUCAUAUUGUCUGUCAUCGGAGAAGAGCGUCUUGAAGUGCGGGCACAUGCCGAUGUGCUGAUCACAGUGAAACUCGAGCCUACUCGCCAAGCCGUUCCGAGUAAGGGACAUCUCGAAGCCUUCCAGCCUCCACCAUCCCUCUCAACACAAUCAAAUCAGUUGCACAGUCGCUGGACGCUGUACUUCUCCAAGCGAUCCUCGACCCGAACACGUCGAACACCGCAGGACCGCAAUGUUCACCUGAAGCGCCCAUCAUGUCGUCUCCGGCUUCGUCGAAGACUCCCGAGCACGCGCCCCGGCCCGCCGCCUCGAAUGCCUCCCACAUCCGGCGCAGCUUCACGCUCCCCGCGCGCGUCACGGCAAGGCCUGCACCAGCGCCGGCUUCCACAAACAGUGCAGAUGGCAUCGAAACGCUGUUCAUCUGCUCAAGCUCCAAGAUCGUCUCCUUCACCGCCACGAGUCCCUCGAAGCGCCAGUCGCCCACUCGCGCGACACGCCACCAGGACGGGCCAUCGACUUCUUCGAUAGCAUGGACGUCGCCCACAGAGCGCACCCUAGCUGUUGGUGUCCUACGCAUCUAUCGCGUGACUGCAUCCAAUGUCUCAUUCCUGAACUCAGGCAAUCUCCUCCAUACCAUCUUCCCAAGAUCACAAUGCUGGUGCGUCGACAACCAGUCCGUGUUUGUGCUCAGGAUCCGCCAGGACUCUUACUACCGCAUGGAGCUGCCAUAUGAGACGGAAGAGGAUAAAGACAAGAUCACACAGUUCAAGUUAGCACUAGGCCGGGUGCUCCAGUACGAGAAGACACAAUGUCCGUUUAUGCGAGGCUUCGAAGUCGAAGAGCCUGAGCGUCCCAAGACUCCGCCACGCCGGCGCCUGAGAAAACAACCCACGCCGAAAGUGAAGAAGUGGGUGUUUGACAAGGCGUGGGCACCAGAGAAUGGUCCGAGGCCUUCUACUCCUAUACUAGAAGGUUCAGACUGUGGUACUACUUCUUCGUACGAAGACGAUGAUCGGUCGAGCAUCUAUACUGAAAGCAGCGAAGUAGACACCGAACCACCCGAGACUGUCUUAUAUUCGACGCCUCUGAAGCCGACCCUACGUCGGCCAUCGGUAGCAGAACGGGCGAGUGUCUUCCAAAGCCUAUGGCCGGCUACGACGCCAACAGGAAGAGAUCGCGGUGCAUCUAUGUCUGCUAUGGGGCGUAUACCUGAGUCGCUGCCCGAGAAAGCGAUGCCUAGCGACAUGAAGAAACCAGUCUUUGAACGCCACGUCUCCGAUGCCACCAGUCUGCUAUCAAGUGCAGACUCAUUCUACUCUCUAGGUACACCCACCCCUUCCCCACCUUUCGUGGAUGCCGAAGCCGAUCUGCUCAACCCGUGGGCGGCAAAUUCUCUGAAUCAGCAGGAUGAGGGGAGAGGGCGUUCGUUACAUCGCCGUCAAAUCUCAGAAGUCACCGUACGAGCAUGUUCAGCCGAUCACACUAAUCCGUCCGUUCCUGUCACGCCUACAAUUCCUCUCCAUCCUACCACAACACCAACAAUCGAUGUGCGCCCAUCAUCGGCACCAUCGACACCUCCUCUAGUCAGCGAUUCCGACGAUGAUAGCAUCGAGCUUCCAAGCCUAGAUGUACCUACACCUCCGGACGCCAUUCGCAUGAAGCGGCUCACAGGAGCUUCACAAAGGCGAGCAUUCUCCCCCAUGCCGCACGCGCAGAAUCUAUUCUGUCCACCCAGACGCAACCAUGGGCAAAACUUCACAAACGCUUUGGUCCGCAAGACUAGUGAGCUUGUGCUUGGACCGCCAGCAUAUCUAGUCUCGCUUAUGCUACGCAUUGCCCAAAGCAUCUCGAAUGGCUUUGGUUUUAGUACAUAUCAUGUGCGACGCACCGAAAAGAUCCCUUGCUCGUGGGAGUCCGACGACGAAGCCGGAUGGCAUGAAGAAGAUGAUUUUGGUAUCCCACUUGGGAACAUUAGAGGUGGAGCUACGCAGAGACGAGCCUUUUCAGGCGAAUUAGAUUGAUUUUCAGCAACCAAGACGGAUGUUUUGGGGAACGAACUACUUGCAUACUCCGUGGAUGAUACCAGGCGUUUUAUUACGUUUACAUGUUUGCAUUUACAAGGAUAGGAAAGCGUGAUUUGAUUUUGGUAUUCAGUUGCUGCAUCUGUAGGAUGAUAUUGGCGUUUUCUGGAGGGACUCGAAGUUAUGAAAUAUUCACCUAACGUCACAUUUAAUCGCUACGAAUUAGCUUAGUACUAUACACAACAGUCCUUACGAACGUAACAAGAGCAAGAAUAUAAAACCUAUAAAUUCAAAUCCCCUAAACAAAGCUAAGAAUAUAACUAUCCAACGUUCGUAAGGCAUAAUCUGUAGCAAUGGUGAGGCAGUUGUAUAUGAUACAGACUGUGUAUAAAGAUUGUAUAAUUGGCAACAAGAUCGAU